Molecule: messenger RNA, 1950 nt
Organism: Strongyloides ratti
Lineage: Eukaryota; Metazoa; Nematoda; Chromadorea; Rhabditida; Strongyloididae
Exons: 2
Coding region: 1-1950 (649 amino acids)
Source: RefSeq, a predicted model, not a curated record
AUGGAAUACUCCGGGCUUAUGUCAGCAUCUACUUAUUGUAAAAAAAAUAAUGCCGCUGAAGUUUUAAGGAGGAAACAGGCAGCUGAAAAGGAACAAGAAAUUAAAUUACAAAAGAAGAUAAAAGAAAAAGAAGAAAGAUUAAAACGUGCUGCAGAGAUUAAGAAUCAAGAUCUUCGAGAAAAAACAAGAAAGAUGCAUGAAAAGGAAUUACUCCGUCAAAAGAUGGUCCUUGAUCGAAGGGCUGCCCAACUUGAGCAGGACAGAACAAAAAAAAUGGAGAUUUUAACUAAAGCACAUGCUGCCACAUCACGUCUAUCAGUUGGAAAGUCUAAUAAUGGAUCACCACAACAAAAAAAAUUAUAUGCAUUUGGGUCUAGUACUCCGAGGGAUUUGGUAUAUUUAGAAAAAUUAUCUCGGGAACAAAAAGUUUAUAAUAAUAAACUUACUGCUCCACCAACAACAAGUGGUAAGUCAAGUCAGGGACCAUCGAAUGCCUCAAGUCCAAAUAAAAUACUUUCAAGAAGUAAUGUUGCUUUUGGAAGUGGUAUGACUUCAAGUUUAUAUGUCCCGUCAAAUCAAAAAACUAACCCUAUAAUAAGAUCUCCUCUCAAUCCUGUACCAUUAAGAAAAGGACCAUCUGCUAGUUGUACACCUAACAAAAAUGUUAAUGUUCCUCUUCCACCACGUAGAAGUACUACUAAAAUGUCAUCUUUAAUGACACAAUCAAUGUAUACACCAAAACCUUCUGUUGGUGUUAGAAGCAAUACAAUUCAUAAACAAAAUGGUACUACAAAUGGACUGCAACAUAAAUCAAAUAUUACUUCUACUCCGGCUAAAAAUAUAUCUAAGCCUCCAUUGUUACAAAAACAACAAUUACCAAAGAAAAGCCAACAAUCUAAUGGUGAAGUUAAGAAAAAUAAUCUGCAAGUUAGUAUGCCGGAAGAGCAGAAAACUACUAUAAAAGAAAUUAAAAAAGUGGAUUCUAAUGUUAGUGAAGAAUUAAAUAGUAUAGAAAAAGACAUACAUCUUGAAAAUUCAAAAUCUUUAUGUGAGGGUGAUGUCGAAGAAUGUGUUAAAUAUAAUUUAUCAGCUCAAGUAGAUUUUAAAGUUGACGAAAUUCCAGAAAAUAAUAUUAUUAAUAAAAAUGUUGAAAAAGAAGUAGAAGUGAUAGAAGAUUCUGCACCAACAAUUAUUCCUGAAACACUAAAGCUUCCUGAAAAAGUACCUAUUGUAGAUGAUGAAGUUUCUCCUGAACCAGUUGGUACUUCUGAGGAGAAUAAAUUUGAUUCAGGAGUUGAUAGUGAGACACCGAAUGACAAUGAUCAAGUAUCACGUAACUCUAUUGGAGUUACAUCAAUAACAUCCGCAAUAGCACAAUUAUCUAUACGAACUCCGGUAUUAAAAAAAUCUCCGGAACAAAAUUCAACACUACCCCAUUCAAGUAGUAGUUCUUCAUCCUCUAAUGAGGAUCUUGCUUGUAUUGCUCAAAUGAAAAGUGAAAUUAAAUCGCGUAUACAAAAAGAGAAAGAAGAAAGAGAAAGUCGUAAUGCGCGUAUUCAAGCACUACUUAAUAAAGCACGUGGAACAGCUAAUUCUGAUUCAACGACAACCACAACAAAUACCAAUUCAAUAGUUUCUGGACGAAUAUCAACAAGUCCAAUAUUAAAUAUUGAUAAAAAAGUAGAGGACGAUACGAUCAUAAUACCAGCGACAUCUGAUCUUGGAAUCUCUUUAUCAGCAGCAAAGACACUAGAAAAAUUAAGGAAAAGGAAGGAGCGAAACUCUGAGACAAAUUCAGCUACAUCUACUCCCGUAGUUGAGAAAAGCAUAGCUGAAGAAUUAUCAUCACUUGGAGUUAAUUUACCUGGCCAACCAACAUAUGACUAUCCUCCUGAAGAUCCUAAAGUAAAUGGUGCAAAUUUUACAUCCCAGACAGCUGCGUCUACAUAG